Messenger RNA from Macrosiphum euphorbiae (potato aphid), 393 nucleotides. Lineage: Eukaryota; Metazoa; Arthropoda; Insecta; Hemiptera; Aphididae. The record is from the annotation of a GenBank genome assembly.
AUGAAAGAAAGAAAUGUUAUUAAGCAAGUCUUUCCUAAUACUGCACUCACAAUAUGUUUGUUCCAUACACUAAGAACAUUUAAUCGUGAAAUUACGUGUGAUAAACGGAAUAUCACGCCCAAUGAAAGGGACACUGUAAAAGAAAUCAUUCAAAAUAUCAUUUACUGUAAGUCAGAACUGGAAUAUAACAAUUUAUAUCAGCACCUGAAGACUGUAGCACCAGAAACUGUCAUCGAAUAUUAUAAUAAAAACUGGCAUGGAAUAAGGGAUGAAUGGGUUAUAGGCCUGACUUACAUGACAGGGAAUUUCAUGAACAAAACAAAUAACAGAUUAGAGAGUUUCAAUGGGAAACUCAAUCCAGAAACAGCCUAUUCAGAUGCCACAAAUUCCUGA